This is a messenger RNA of Selaginella moellendorffii, 896 nucleotides long. RefSeq lists its product as uncharacterized. The record is from RefSeq and is a predicted model, not a curated record. Lineage: Eukaryota; Viridiplantae; Streptophyta; Lycopodiopsida; Selaginellales; Selaginellaceae. The transcript is spliced from 2 exons. The coding region runs from base 28 to 807 and encodes 259 amino acids.
GGGAAAGAGGAAUUGCUAGGUUACCCUAUGGAGCAGGGAUUGUUGAGCCCGAAUGGUGAGUAUGAUCUUGCCGAUAUCUACAAGGCCUGGAAUCUUGGUCGCCACUGGAUUAUGUGGCGCCAGUUCUUGAUGAAUUUCCUCUGUAAUGCCUUCACUGGAUAUGGGUGUUAUAUGCUUACCAUACACUGGCCCCCUCAGCUAUCCCGUCAGGUAUCUGUAGCGCUUGGAUGCAUAGGAUUCUUCGUGUCCAUGAUCUCAACAGGAAUUAUGCUCUCUCACCAUGGUCGAAAGAAAAUGAUCACUUACGGUUUUCUUGUUGGGGGCAUUAGCGGUAUUUUUUCUGCAAUGAUCACGAAUCAGUGGCUGGUGUUUCCGCUGGUGGUGAUAUUAUUUUGUGGAUUUUUCACUCCCGCAACAAUACCUUUGCCUGAUGAUUGGAUCGACGGCGGCAGUUUGGCUCUGUUCAUAAUGGUUAGCUUCGUGAGGUAUAUGACUUACAUGGCUUGUACUCGGGCUGCCAUCGUUGCUCCACCAGUCGGAUGGCAAGUUCCAGCCGUUGCACUUGUGGGAUCAAGCGCUGCUAUUGUCUAUGCGAUGCUGGUUCACUUCUACAUGUUGCAGUCACCACUAGAAAUUCUAGACCCUGGUUGUGAUGGUUUAACGGAAAGGGAUAUGGACCAGCGGCUUGCUAUUCGACAAGAGAGGGCCAUUGAAGCUUUGAGGGAGUUUGCAGAGGCCACAGGGAAGACUCUACCAGAAAACCUGAAGAGCCUUAGGACAGUUUGUGGAAACACCAACAGUUUGUAGUUGGCUUGUGUGUGUCUGAGAGCUCAUGAAUACAAGAUCCCAUAGAGGGCACUGAAAAGUUGUGCUCCAUGCUUUUGCAAUCUUUUAAA